Molecule: messenger RNA, 2905 nt
Organism: Paramecium pentaurelia
Lineage: Eukaryota; Ciliophora; Oligohymenophorea; Peniculida; Parameciidae
Source: the annotation of a GenBank genome assembly
AUGAUACAUAAAAGCACUAUUGAUAAGAGAACAUUUAAAUCUGUAACUCUCAGCAACUCAUUGCUAUGUCUUUUGAUAUCAGAUCCAGAGACAGAAAAGUCUGCUGCUGCUUUGAAUGUCGAUGUUGGAUCUCUUGAAGAUCCUGUUGAUAGAAUGGGUCUUGCUCAUUUUUGUGAACAUAUGUUGUUUAUGGGAACUGAUAAGUAAGAGAUUUAUUAUAUCAUUCAGAUAUCCUAAUGAAAAUGAGUAUUAGUAAUACAUUUCAAAGAAUGCUGGAUCCACUAAUGCUUUUACAUCUGAAUUAAAUACAAAUUUUUUUUUUUCAGUUGCCAAUCAAGCUUUAGAAGGUGCACUUGAUAGAUUUGCCUAAUUCUUUAUCAGUCCACUUUUCAGUGAUUCUUGCACAGAACGUGAAAUGAAAGCAGUUGAUUCAGAAUACAAUAUGAAUCUAUAAAAUGAUUUUUGGCGCAAAUUUCAAUUGUUUCAUAAUGCUUCCCUUGCUGGUAGUCAAUAUAAUAAGUUUAUGAUUGGUAAUUUGAAGACUUUGUAGUUUGAAGAUACACGUGCAAGAUUAUAAGAAUUUCAUAAAAGAUAUUAUUCAGCAAAUGUCAUGAAAUUAGUUAUUUAUGGUUAAUAACCAAUAGAGAUUUUGGAAGGAUGGGCUUAAACUUAUUUUGAAGCCAUUUAAAAUAAAAAUUUAUUACCUCCAUCUUAUAAUGUUAUGCCAUUUGAUUAAACAAAUUUAGGGUAAUUGAUAAAAUAUGUUCCAAUUAAGAAUUAAGAUUAUUUAGAAUUAAUUUACAUUAUUGAUAAUCUUUAUCCAUAAUAUAGAAGUUGUCCAGGAAAGUAUUUAUCUCAUUUGAUUGGUCAUGAAGGAGAAAAUUCUCUUUUGUCACUUCUUAUAAAAGAAGAUUUAGCAUAAGAAUUAUCAGCAGGUCCAUCAAAUACAAUGAAAUUAUUUUCAGAAAUGUCAAUAAGAAUAAAAUUAACAUAAAAGGGUUUAUAAUAAUAUUUGAAAGUUGUUUAAUAUGUUUAAGGAUAUAUUGAAUUAUUAAAAUAAAAAGGACCAUAAGAAUGGAUUUUUAAAGAAAUCUAAGCAAUAAAAAAAUUAGAAUUUGAUUUCUUAGAAAAAGGAGAUCCAUUUAAUUAUGUUUGUACUUUGGCAUCAAGAAUGCAAUUAUAUCCAAUUGAAGAUGUGUUAAGAUCACCUUAUUUAAUGGAAGAAUAUUAACCAGAAUAAAUUUAAAAGAUUACAAAUUAAUUGACUGGAGAUAGAUUAAUAAUGUUUUUAUCAUCAUAAAAUUAUUAAAAUUAAUUAGGAAACAAAGAAGAAUAUUUUGGAACUGAAUAUAGUUAAACCAAAUUCCUUGAAGAUAUAACUACAGUUUUUAAUAAUGCAGCCAAUAAUAUAUCACCAUUAUUAAAUUUACCACCAUAAAAUAUAUACAUUCCUGAACAUACAAAUGUAUUACCUUUAUAAAAUGGUUUACCACAAUUUCCUUAAUUAAUAUUAUAAACUGAAUAAACUGAUUUAUGGUUUAAAUAAGAUGAUAGAUUCUAAGUACCUAAAACAGUUAUUCAACUUAGAAUUAAUACUAUAGAAACUGGAUAUGGUAAAUUAUCUAAAACAGAAGCAAUUGCUAAAAUCUGGUAAGCUUUAUUAAAGAAUCAUGUUAGAGAAUUCAAUUAUUUAGCAGAAAUGGCUAAAAUUGAUGCUUCUUUAUAAUUAGCAGCAAAUGGAUUAGAAAUUUCAAUUAGUGGAUUUAGUGAUUCCAUUUCUAGAUUUGUUAUAGGAAUGUUCCAAAAGAUUAUCUCAUUUAAACCUGAAGAUUAUUAAGAUUUAUAUGAAUCAACAUUUGUUAAAAUUACUUAAGAAUUAGAAAACUUUAAGAGAUCUUAACCAUAUUAAUAAGUUCAUUCCCUUAUAAGUGUUUUAUUAAGAGAAGGAUCAUCAUUUGAAACAUAAGAAUUAUUAGAUUAAUUAACUAAUAUCACAUUUAAUGAUGUGAUUCAUUUUUCUAACAAUUUCCUUAAAAGAUGUAGAUUUGAAUGGCUCAUAAUGGGUAAUUUGGUUAAAGAAGAAGCAAUAUAAAUUGUUGAAAAAUCACUUGAUUUAUUUAAAGCAAAAACACUUAAAUAUGAAUAGGUAUUAUAAAUUAGACCUGUAAUGUUGAAUUAAAAAGAAAUCUGUAAUUACACUUAUGAUUUGACAGAACCAACAGAAACUAAUUCAGGAAUUGUUGUUCAUUAUUAAAUUGGAAAACCUGACUUAAGAACAUAACUUUAUAAUGGUAUUUUAUAUAUUUUAUUAUAGAUAUUCUAUAAACAAUAAUGAAGACUCCAUUCUUUGCUUAAUUGAGAACUACUGAAUAAUUAGGAUAUGCUGUUUUUUCAUUAUUGAGUGAUGUUAGAGGAGUAUCAGGUUUCACAUUCUUAAUAUAAAGUAAUGCAAAAUGUCCAAAUUAUGUCUAAGAUAGAAUUAGGUAAGAUAUUCAUACAAUAUUAGAACAUUUAUUAAUGAAAAUUUGAAUAAAUUGAUUACAGAGAUGAGUGAAUAAGACUUUGAAUAAUUUAAAAAUUCAGUUAAGGUCUAAUUAUAAGAAAAGGAUUAUUCAUUAAUUAAAGAAUCAGCUAGAAUGUGGAAUGAAGUUUAAAAGCAUUAAAGACUAUUUGACAGAAGAUUAUAACAACUUAAUAUUUUGGAUGAUAUUAAAUUAUCUGAAGUUUAAUAAUAUUUUAGAACUCAUUUAAUUGAAUAAACAAAACAAUUUGAAAUUCAUGCUGUUUCACCAACCCACAAGAAGGAUUAAGAAGAUAUCAAGAGUGACAGCCUGUUAUUUAGUUCAUCUGAAAAAUUCAAAAAGAAACAAGGAUUGUAUCCUGAUUAUUAUUAUUAAUGAACAGU